This is a messenger RNA of Fraxinus pennsylvanica, 516 nucleotides long. The record is from the annotation of a GenBank genome assembly. NCBI's taxonomy places the organism in Eukaryota, Viridiplantae, Streptophyta, Magnoliopsida, Lamiales, Oleaceae.
AUGAUUGUGGGUCUGAGUCAAAACGGACUUCCAAUCGAAGCAUUAGAUAUAUUCGGCAAGAUGAAUAAGACGAACAUGAGUAUGGACAAAUUCAGCCUUGCCAGUGUGAUCAGUGCAUGUGCCUACAUUGCAUUACUUGAACUCGGUGAACAAGUCUUUGCCAGAGCUACCGUAAUUGGCCUUGACUUUGAUCGGAUUAUUGCUACCUCUCUUAUUGACUUUUACUACGAGUGUGAUUAUGUCGGAAGUGGCAGAAAACUAUUCAACCAAGUGGUAAAAUUUGACGAGAUGCCUUUCAAAGCAGAUACAAGCAUGUGGUCAUCAAUUCUGAGAGGGUGUCUAGGUCAUGGAGAUAAACCUCUUGCUGAGAAAGUGGCCCGGCAGAUUAUGAAACUUGAUUCUAAGAACUCGAGUGCUUUUGUACAGUUUUCGAGCAUAUUGGCCUUGGCUCUGGUGAGGAAGUUGAUGGUAGACGAGAAGAUCCAAAAGAAUCUUGCUGAAGUUGGUGUGAUCUAG